CACACAGCAGGUCGCUCGCCCACACACUGUCAAGUUCAACUCCCCGCUCCGCUCCCCCAAAGAUUCCAAAUUUUCCCAAAUCGCUCGCCUCAAUCGCCCGCGCCCCCGCCGAAUCCCCAGAUCCCCACCUCCUCCCGCGCGCCCCGGCCCCCAGCCCCGCCCAAUUCUAGGGUUCCCCACCCGUACGCCACCAGAUUAGGGUUUCCAUCUCGCAUUUCGCCCUCCCGGAGCUUCCCCUUCCGGGCGAUUGGAGCCGGAGACGAGCGUCUGGCCGCGGCGAGCUGCGGGUUCCCUCUGCCUAGGGCCUGGAUUUCCGGCGGCGGGGGGGAUGUCGUGAAGGCGGGAGCUUGCUUGCUCUUCCCUGUCCGUCGGGGAGCUGAGGUGAGCUGAGCUCAGGUUAGGGUUUCGUGCUCCGCUCCGUCUGAGUGCCGCGGAGGGGAGCCGGAGAUGUUCUACUCGCAGUUCAUCUUGGCCAAGAAGGGCCCCCUCGGGACCAUAUGGAUCGCCGCGCACUUGGAGCGGAAGCUGCGCAAGAACCAGGUCACGGACACGGACAUCGGCGUCUCCGUAGAUUCAAUUAUAUUCCCUGAGGUUCCAAUUGCACUGCGGUUAUCCAGCCAUCUUAUGGUAGGCGUGGUCAGAAUCUAUUCUCGGAAGGUCAACUACCUAUUUCAUGAUUGCAGUGAGGCUUUGCUCAAGAUAAAACAAGCAUUUAGGUCUGCUGCUGUUGAUCUCCCCCCUGAAGAAUCAACUGCUCCUUAUCAUUCUAUAACACUCCCUGAGACAUUCCAUCUUGAUGAUUUUGAGUUACCGGAGGCUGAAUUUCAGGGGGACAUCGAUCAUCAUGUAAGCUCAAAAGAACAGAUUACCCUGCAAGACAACCCAGAGAGAACAGGAUAUUCAACAUCUGAAUUUGGUUUAGAUGAAAGAUUUGGUGAUGGCAGUUCUUCACAUAUGGGUUUUGAUUUGGAGGAGGAAUUAUUGCUGGCGAAGGAUCAUCCAAUUGAACUUGAAUCUGGUGAUGGUAUCAUCGUUCAAGGUCAAUCAUCACUUCAUCCUACUGAUAUGGAUGUUGACGAUACCCCAAGUAAAGAUGAAGAGGCUGAAGCAUACAACAAAAUGGAUGAUGAACCUUCUAGUUCCAGCAAGCAAAAUCAAUCGAAUGCAGAUGAUUUAAGGAACAAUAUUCCUAAUUGGACUGGUUACAAUUUGCGUACCCCUGAUUUGAAUGAUAUGCUUUUCCACAAUGAAGAUGAUGCAGGGCCAUCUUCUUCAUACUAUCAUCCUAGUCCCUUCCCUUGUGAUGAUCCUGCAUCUCCUGCAUCUCCUGAGUAUGUAAGCGCUCAAGCCCCGGCUACACCUGGCUUAAUGGAAGAAACAGUUCCUUCCAGAGUGCAUGAAAGUCCUGUUCUGAGUCCGCAAAGGAAAGCUUCACCAUCAAGCAACGAGGAAGCUGCAAAGGUUGACAAUUUUGCUGCUCCGCCCUCAGAUUUUCUCCAUUCAGCUGCAGCAAAUGCUAAUGAUGCUGUUGGUGCUGGGAUGGCUGAAUUUGGAUUGGCUAAGCCUGUGCAAGUUGAGUCUUCUGGUGCCGUACAGGAGAAUCUUGCCGCUCCAUCCUCAGAUAUUCUUCAUUCAGCUACAGCUAAUGCUAAUGAUGCUGUUGGUGCUGAGAUGGCUGAGUUUAGCUUGGUUAAGCCUGUGCAAGUUGAGUCUUCCGGUGCAGCACAGGAGAACCUUGCCGCUCCAUCCUCAGAUUUGCUCCAUUCAGCUGCAGCAAAUGCUAAUGAUGCUGCUAGUGCUGAGAUUGCUGAAUUUGGAUUGGCUAAGCCUGUGCAAGUUGAGUCUUCUGGUGCUGUAGCUCCACCCUCGGAUUUUCUCCAUUCAGCUGCAGUAAAUGCUAAUGACACUGUUGGUGCUGAGAUGUCUGAAUAUAGAUUGACUAAUCCUGUGCAAGUUGAGUCUUCUGGUGCUGUACCGGAGAAUUUUGCUGCUCCACCCUCAGAUUUUUUCCAUCCAGCUGCAGCACAUGCUAAUGAUACUGUUGGUCCUGAGAUGGCUGAAUUUAGAUUGGCCAAUCCUGUGCAAGUUGAGUCUUCUGGUGCUGUACAGCAUAAUUUUGCUGUUCCACCCUCAGAUUUUCUCCAUCAAGGUGCAGCACAUGCUAAUGACGCUGUUGAUUCUGAGAUGGCUGAAUUUAGAUUGUCUGAGCCUGUGCAAGUUGAGUCUUCUCGUGCUAUACGGGAGAUGGAUUUUCUGAGGCAACACUCUGCAACUGUGGAUAUGCCACCAGAACCACAAACAUCAAACCUGGUGGUAAAUACUGAGGAUAUAGCUGUAUCAGGUCAAACACUGCCUUUUAAAGCAACCAUGGGAAGUGUGCCAUUUGUUCAGAAUACUUCGGAGCCGCGCGCUAAUGGUUCUACCGAAACAUACGUGACAGGGAAUCCAACACAUUUUAAUGAGGGGUCAGUAAACAUGCAAGGGUAUAAUUUUCUUACUUCUAAUGUAUCUGUAGAGCCAUACCCUAGUGGUUCUACCGAGCCAUGGGUGACAGGGCAACAACAACAAAGCUUCUUGUCCCAAGCAAGUUGGGGUAGGCCUAGUGGUCCUACCGAGCCACACGUGACAGGGCAUCCAACACAUUUUAAUGAGGGAUCAGGAAAUGUGCAAGGGUAUAAUCUGCAUGCUCCUAAUGUGUUUCUCGGACAUAACUUACAAGAAAUGCCACCAGGAAUGACACACAGUAAUAUAUCAACUGCAGCUUUCCAACAGAACACUGGAACAAUACCGCAAUACAUGUCAUAUAAUGAUAGACCAAAUGACAUGUUCACCUCAAAUUUCCCAGAACGCGAGAGAAUGCUCUCAGCUCCAUAUAUUGGAUUCCACCAGACAAAUGACUUGGGGCAGUUAACUGCAGAGAAAGGAAUCACUGAAUCUGAUGGAAGUAACAAAAUAGGUAGCCUUAGUAGCAGAAAGCGUCACUUGGAGGAUAGCAUGCCAGCUCCAGAGAGUAGGACUACUGAAAAUUUGUCCAGCAGACCACAUGGUCAAAGAACCACUGAUGCUAUUCCUAACGAUGAUGAUAUACUGGCAUCCAUUUUAGUUGGUAGAACCCCUGGAUUGGUGCUUGAUUCAACACCAUUACCACCUAAUGCAUCAACUUCAAAACGCCAAAGGUUGACACCGAAGACCGCAUUGACACCCAAGACCAGGACACCCAAGAGAAGAGUGAAAAUGGAUGAUGCCAUGGUUAUACAUGCUGAUAUUAUACGGCAGCAGUUGAUUAGUACUGAGGAUAUAAGGCGCAUCCGUAGAAAGGCUCCAUGCACCCGUACUGAAAUAUGGAUGAUCGAGAAAGGUUCACUUGAAGAUGAUAUAUUCCGCGAGCCUAUAUUUUCCUGUAUGCACAAGGACCUGAACAGUUUACACUAUCGAACCUAUGAGUCUGUUUCUCAAUUCACCGUACAUAACAGGGAGCCGCAACGACAAGUAGACAUGUCUGAAACUAACCCAGCAGAUAACAGGAAUGCUGGCAUCUCUGGUGCAGAGGAAAGUGCAGCUCUUGAUCACCAACCUCACGUGGUGCUACCAGAUACCAACAAUGUUGACAUCUCUGGUGCAAAGGACAGUGCAGCUCUUCAUCACCAACUGAAUAUGGGACUACCAGACGGAGCUCACAACGUUGGCAUCUCUGGUGCAAAUGACACUGCAGCUCUUGAUCACCAACUAAAUAUGGGACUACCAGAUGGAGCUCACAACGUUGGUAUCUCUGGUGCAAAUGACAGUGCAGCUCUUGAUCUGGGACUACCAGAUGGAGCUCACAACGCUGGCAUCUCUGGUGCAAAUGACAGUGCAGCUCUUGAUCACCAACUUCAUAUGGGACCACCAGAUGGUGCUCAAUUAGAUGCUACACUACAAGAAGCAACUGAUACAGUUGACGGUACAGCUGCAUUUGGUUUGCAAAUGCCAUCUGAUGAACGUGAUAACAACAUUGAAAAAGUAACUGAGUUUGGUGACGGGAAAGAAAUCCCACUUGUUGACGAAACAAAUGCUGCUGCAAACAUUACUGCUCAUGUUGAUACACUGGAUAAGGAUUGCCAUCAAGAUGCUUCGGCAGAUAUGCAGAGGAAUACAAAUGCUGAUACGCCUCUCUUUGUGCAAGAUGACAUAACCCAUGAUUCUGCUACUAUAACAGAUGCUCCUGAUGUUGCUUUGCAUAGUUCUGGCCCAGCUUGUGCACAAGCAGUGGAUGGCCGGGAAGGGGAAUUGAGUGACAUUGUUCGCAAUGAUAUUAAUACUUUUGAGGAUAGGGAGAUGCCCACUUCUGAGAUUACUGGACUGGAAUUCACCGAACAUGCCCCUGGUUUUCCUCAACCAACAGAGGAUGAUAAUGCUGCGUCGGCCAUGGGAGAAAAUUCUGGCUUGCAAGGAAACAAUGCAGGAUCCUUCAUGGACAUGGACAACACGGGGCAUGACUUCACGGACAUGGACAACACUGGGCAUGACUUUGCACUGAAGGAAUGCAGUGAUUUUGGAAGCGCAAUUCACGGUGUCGACACAGAUUUUCUACCCUAUGAUGAUGAUGGGGACUUUGAUGAGGCAAUUGAUCUUGAUGAUGACGACGAUGAGCCAAAUCCUGACGAAUUCCAGUCUCAUGAUGCACUUAGUGGCUGGUCGUCUCGUACCAAGGGUGUUGCAAGAUAUCUCAAGACUCUGUUUGAUGAAGAGUCUGGUCGGGGGAGAAAGAAUGUUGUCAUUGAUCAUCUGGUACAUGGAAAGUCUCGGAAAGAAGCCUCAAGGAUGUUCUUUGAGACCUUGGUCCUGUCGACGAAGGACUACAUUCAAGUGGACCAACCAAUUCCCUUUGGUUUAAUAAACGUGAAGCCAGUGUCCAAGCUCCUGAAGACAGAUUUCUAGACCAAGACCGCCCUAGCAAAAGUGGCAUGAUAUACAAUACAUCUUACAAUAUCUGUCACAGCACCAUCAACAACAUACAGAUUGUCUUCAUCUUCGUUAUCGUCGUGACUCCCCUGGAUUUUCGUUGUUUGUUGUUAAAUUUAUCUCCCUCCGUAGUAGUAUCGUGCCCCCCCGCACUAAUCUGUGCCUAGCAGAGCUGAGCCGAGCUGAAGUAGUAGGGCUGUGUUGUUGUGCUCCAUCCAUGUCAGUGUACAUAUGAUUAGCCCGUGUAAAGCUAAGUUUUAUAUGCCGUGUAAUGUGGUAGUGUCGUUGGCUCAGAGGAAGUUAUUGACUGCCUGUUGUUUUUCCUUGAACAGUCCUUGGGAACUGUAUGCAUCUGGAUCUGUUGGACUGCUUGUAUUUGGAAGUUUUCCUCAUGUUUCAGUACUGAA
This is a messenger RNA of Triticum aestivum (bread wheat), 5348 nucleotides long. Its product is annotated as sister chromatid cohesion 1 protein 4. The transcript is spliced from 15 exons. The record is from RefSeq and is a predicted model, not a curated record. Gene Ontology annotation, molecular function: chromatin binding; protein binding. Gene Ontology annotation, biological process: replication-born double-strand break repair via sister chromatid exchange; sister chromatid cohesion. Gene Ontology annotation, cellular component: cohesin complex. Bases 448 to 4917 code for a protein of 1489 amino acids. NCBI's taxonomy places the organism in Eukaryota, Viridiplantae, Streptophyta, Magnoliopsida, Poales, Poaceae.